CUUCUUAAGCAGCAUGUGGCCGGGCACAGUAGCUCACCCCUGUAAUCCCAGCACUUGGGAAGGCCGAGGUGGGCGGAUCACCUGACGUCAGUAGUUUGAGACCAGCCUGUCUCUACUAACAAUAUAAAAAUUAGCGGGGAGUCACGGUGGGCGCCUGUAAUCCCGGCUACUCGGGAGGCUGAGGCAGGAGAAUUGCUUGAACUCAGGAGACAGAGGUUGCAAUCCUCAAUCCUGAGCUGAGAUCGCACCACUGCACUCUAGCCUCGGCGACAGAGCAAGACUGUCUCAAAAACAGCAACAAAAAGCAGGACGUGAGACUUCUACCUGCUCACUCAGAAUCAUUUCUGCACCAACCAUGGCCACGUUUGUGGAGCUCAGUACCAAAGCCAAGAUGCCCAUUGUGGGCCUGGGCACUUGGAAGUCUCCUCUCGGCAAAGUGAAAGAAGCGGUGAAGGUGGCCAUUGAUGCAGGAUAUCGCCACAUUGACUGUGCCUAUGUCUAUCAGAAUGAACAUGAGGUGGGGGAAGCCAUCCAAGAGAAGAUCCAAGAGAAGGCUGUGAAGCGGGAGGACCUGUUCAUCGUCAGCAAGCUGUGGCCCACUUUCUUUGAGAGACCCCUUGUGAGGAAAGCCUUUGAGAAGACCCUCAAGGACCUGAAGCUGAGUUAUCUGGACGUCUAUCUUAUUCACUGGCCACAAGGAUUCAAGUCUGGGGAUGACUUUUUCCCCAAAGAUGAUAAAGGUAAUGCGAUCGGUGGAAAAGCGACGUUUUUGGAUGCCUGGGAGGCCAUGGAGGAGCUGGUGGAUGAGGGGCUGGUCAAAGCCCUUGGGGUCUCCAAUUUCAGCCACUUCCAGAUCGAGAAGCUCUUGAACAAACCUGGACUGAAAUAUAAACCAGUGACUAACCAGGUUGAGUGUCACCCAUACCUCACGCAGGAGAAACUGAUCCAGUACUGCCACUCCAAGGGCAUCACCAUUACGGCCUACAGCCCCCUAGGCUCUCCGGAUAGACCUUGGGCCAAGCCAGAGGACCCUUCCCUGCUGCAGGAUCCCAAGAUUAAGGAGAUUGCUGCAAAGCACAAAAAAACCACAGCCCAGGUUCUGAUCCGUUUCCAUAUCCAGAGGAAUGUGAUUGUGAUCCCCAAGUCUGUGACACCAGCACGCAUUGUUGAGAACAUUCAGGUCUUUGACUUUAAAUUGAGUGAUGAGGAGAUGGCAACCAUACUCAGCUUCAACAGAAACUGGAGGGCCUGUAACGUGUUGCAAUCCUCUCAUUUGGAAGACUAUCCCUUCGAUGCAGAAUAUUGACAUUGAAUCUCAUGAUGAGAUUACACAGGGGAUUCUCUUUCUUCGCUGAAGUGUGAAUACCUCCACUCAUGUCCCAUUUUAGCCAAGCUUAUCUGAGAUCACAGUGAACUUUGUCCUGUUGUAGGCCAGAAUUGAGGUGCUGUUUUAGACAUUUAUUUCUGUAUGUUCAACUAGGAUCAGAAUAUCACAGAAAAGCAUGGCUGGAAUAAGCAAAUGACAAUGGUUUCCACUUAUCUGAUCAGAACAAAUGUUUAUUAAGCACCAGAAACUCUGCCAACACUGAGGAUGUAAAGAUCAAUAAUAAAAAAUAAUAGUCAUAACCAA
This is a messenger RNA of Nomascus leucogenys (northern white-cheeked gibbon), 1630 nucleotides long. It is a transcript of the gene AKR1B10, whose product is annotated as aldo-keto reductase family 1 member B10. NCBI's taxonomy places the organism in Eukaryota, Metazoa, Chordata, Mammalia, Primates, Hylobatidae. Gene Ontology annotation, cellular component: mitochondrion; cytosol. The record is from RefSeq and is a predicted model, not a curated record. Gene Ontology annotation, molecular function: aldose reductase (NADPH) activity.